Molecule: messenger RNA, 1883 nt
Organism: Clupea harengus (Atlantic herring)
Lineage: Eukaryota; Metazoa; Chordata; Actinopteri; Clupeiformes; Clupeidae
Product: leukotriene B4 receptor 1-like
Biological process (GO): inflammatory response; phospholipase C-activating G protein-coupled receptor signaling pathway; complement receptor mediated signaling pathway
Cellular component (GO): plasma membrane
Molecular function (GO): leukotriene receptor activity; complement receptor activity
Source: RefSeq, a predicted model, not a curated record
AGUAGAGAGAGGGGAGAGGAGAGGAGAGGGGGAGAGAGGGAGAGGGAGAGACACAAAGCAACACAUACCGUAGUAGCAACACUAGAAUUGAGGUCAGAGCAAGAAGAAUGUGUGAAUUUAUUCAUCAGGGGCAAAGACAUUGUGUCCUUACUGCCAUGAGGGUUGGUUAUUUGGGUUGUCUACACUCUACAGGAGUUGAGAGUAUUUCCCCUCAGAUCUUGCAGCAGGGACAACACAAAAGGUUAUGACACAGACUUUGUCCUCUCACGUCCCUUGGUCAGAGCAGCGCAGUGUAGAGGACUGUACGCAGUGACGGAGGACUGUACGCAGUGACAGCCAACAGACACCCAACAGAACUGUGUUCUUCCCAUACAGGCAACUUCAGAGAUAAUCAGCCUCUAAGAAAACUAUCAAUAUGGACUUCUUUAACGCCACCGCUGACCCAACCAUGCUAUCCCAUUACCUGCAACCCUCUCUCUCUCCCUCCUCUUCCCCGGGCCUCUCCGUCUCGCACCAGGUGGGCAUCAGCAUCCUGACCAUAGCCCUGGUGGUGGGUUUCCCUGGCAACCUCUUCGUGGUGUGGUCGGUGCUGUGCCGCGUGCGCCGGCGCUCCGUCACCUGCCUGCUGGUGUUCAACCUGGCGUUGGCCGACGUGCUGGUCCUGCUGACCGCGCCGCUCUUUCUGCGCUUCCUGACGGCGGGCGUGCAGGGCUGGGAGUUUGGCACCGCCACGUGCAAGAUCGUGCACUACCUCUGCGCCGUCAACAUGUACACCUCCAUCUACCUGAUCACCCUGAUGAGCGCCGACCGCUGGCUGGCCACCAGCAGGCCAUUCGUGGCACAGCGGCUGCGCACCAAGCGGGCACUACUUUCCAUCAUUCUGGCAUUUUGGGUGCUGGCCUUCAUUCUGGCACUGCCUAUGCCUUUCUACCGCAGCAACCUGCAGCUCUUCCGACACAAGAACAUCACCUCCUUCUUCUGCAUUCCUCACCACUGGGGCAGCGUAGACCAUCAGGUGUUCCAGUACCUGGUGGAGACGUUCAUGGGCUUCCUGCUGCCCUUCAGCCUCAUCGCCGGCUGCUACGCCUCCGUCUUCCGCCGCCUGCGCACGGCCAUGUUCAAGCGUCGCGGGCGGGGCAGCUUCCUCAUCCUCGCCAUCCUCGCCGCCUUCGCCCUCUUCUGGCUGCCGUACCACAUCGUCAACAUCCUGCAGGUGAUCGGACUGCUGACAGACACCGAGUGGGCGAUUGAUGCGGCGAAGGUGGCGCGUCCCAACGUGACGGCGUUUGCGUUCCUGAGCAGCAGCGUGAAUCCCGUGCUCUACGUGUUCGCUGGCAGCUCGCACAUUCGCAACGCGGGCCUGGGCUUCAUGGCGAAGAUGUUUGAGGGCACCUACUCCGACGCUCAGUCGCGCAGCACACGCACCAGCCGCAGCUCCGUGCCCGACGACACGUCCAUCUUCCGCAAGAUCACUCAAAAGAUGAGUGUGCGAGGAGGAGGAGUAGGAGGAGGAGGAGAGAGUGUCGCGGGUGGGGAGGAGGACACGAGGAAGACAGCCGAGCUGAAAAAUCUCAUGACAGUCGCAGAAUAAAAGGGAGAGGGAGUGUUUGUGUGUGUGAGGGAGAGAGAGAGAGAGACAGAGAAGGAGAGGAAGUGUGCGUUUGUGUGUGAGUGAGUGAGAGAGUGAGAUAGAGGGAGAGUGAGUGUUUGUGUGUGUCUGUGUGUGGGGCGGGCAGUGUGCAAAUAUGCUAAUAUUGCAAAAAAAAAUUGCAAAUCUUUGGAGAGUGAUUUUUUUUCUCUGGUUGAUUAUGUGUUGCGGUGUACUGUUUCUUCAUAUCCUUGUCUUGUGUAAGUUGUAUCAUUAUUAAAUGCUCUUGAUAGGA